Messenger RNA from Dipodomys spectabilis (banner-tailed kangaroo rat), 1564 nucleotides. It is a transcript of the gene Fgf9, whose product is annotated as fibroblast growth factor 9. Gene Ontology annotation, biological process: positive regulation of protein phosphorylation; fibroblast growth factor receptor signaling pathway; positive regulation of epithelial cell proliferation. Gene Ontology annotation, cellular component: cytoplasm. The transcript has 3 exons. Gene Ontology annotation, molecular function: fibroblast growth factor receptor binding; growth factor activity. NCBI's taxonomy places the organism in Eukaryota, Metazoa, Chordata, Mammalia, Rodentia, Heteromyidae. Bases 907 to 1533 code for a protein of 208 amino acids. The record is from RefSeq and is a predicted model, not a curated record.
GAGCGCUCCGCCCGGCUACACCGCUCCGCCAGCCGGCGCGGCAACACCUGUUCGCGGCUGCCAGGGCGGCACGCGAGCUCCGGGACGCGGCUCUCUCCGCUCGCCGCUCACCGCCUGCUUCCCGAGCCAAUGGAUCUCCGCAGAGCCUCUGGAGAAUUCUGGAUACUAGCUUUGGAUGCCUAAAGUUUUUAUUUCCCUCCUCUUCUUUUUGUUUUAUUAUUAUUAUUAAUUAUCAUCAUCAUCAAUUAUUUUUGGAAGGGGUGGGGGAGACAAGGAGGGGGAGAUUUCUCGCCGCUACCAACGUGAGAUUUAUGAUUAUUAUUAUUAUUAAUUAUUAUUAAUUUUUCCUCUCGGGGCGAAGGAUUCAUGCUGAUGUCUGCAGAGUCGGUUAGAGAGUAAAAACAGCGCAUGCCUUCCUUGGAGUCAGGAUCCGUAAAUUCUGACGUAGCCUGAGCAUCUUAAAAAAAAAAUCUCUUAUCAUAACGCCUGAGCAUUUUCUUUUUAAAGUUGCUAUGGUCAUUCUGAUCUCAAAGCAAAUGGAGCCACUACGGAUUUUCUCCCUUAUUCCGGUCGGAUGGGAUGAAGACCUUGCAGCUUGCUGAGAGCCAGGCUCUGUCUGUAGAGAUACACAGAUACGAUGAUCACGAUGUCAGUGUGAGAGUAUGAAGCCGUGGUUUCUUAGACGAUCCGUGGUUUGACCUUGAACCGGUGCCAGUGAAACAGCAGAUUACUUUUAUUUAUGCAUUUAAUGCAUUGAAGAGAAGAGCCUUGCCCCCGCCCCCUCUCCUCCACUCACUCUCUGCAACUGCAGUAAAGGAAGGGAGUUGGAUAUACCUCGCCUAAUAUCUCCUGGGGUUGACACCAUCGUUAUUGUUUAUUCGCGUGCUCCAAAAGCUGGGUCCUCUGAUGGCUCCCUUAGGUGAAGUUGGGAACUAUUUCGGUGUGCAGGAUGCGGUACCGUUUGGGAAUGUGCCCGUGUUGCCGGUGGACAGCCCGGUUUUGUUAAGUGACCACCUGGGUCAGUCUGAAGCAGGAGGGCUACCCAGGGGACCCGCAGUCACGGACUUGGAUCAUUUAAAGGGGAUUCUCAGACGGAGGCAGCUCUACUGCAGGACUGGAUUUCACUUAGAAAUCUUCCCCAACGGUACUAUCCAGGGAACCAGGAAAGACCACAGCCGAUUUGGCAUUCUGGAGUUUAUCAGUAUAGCAGUGGGCCUGGUCAGCAUUCGAGGCGUGGACAGUGGACUCUACCUCGGGAUGAAUGAGAAGGGGGAGCUAUAUGGAUCAGAAAAACUAACCCAAGAGUGCGUAUUCAGAGAACAGUUUGAAGAAAACUGGUAUAACACAUACUCCUCAAACCUAUAUAAACAUGCGGACACUGGAAGACGAUACUAUGUUGCAUUAAAUAAAGAUGGAACUCCAAGAGAAGGGACCAGGACUAAAAGACACCAGAAAUUCACACAUUUUUUACCUAGACCAGUGGACCCGGACAAAGUACCUGAACUAUAUAAGGAUAUUCUAAGCCAAAGUUGACAAAAGACAAUUUCUUCACUUGAGCCCUUAA